Culicoides brevitarsis is the source of this 905-nucleotide messenger RNA. Its product is annotated as phospholipid phosphatase 5. The record is from RefSeq and is a predicted model, not a curated record. Gene Ontology annotation, biological process: phospholipid dephosphorylation; phospholipid metabolic process. Gene Ontology annotation, molecular function: phosphatidate phosphatase activity. NCBI's taxonomy places the organism in Eukaryota, Metazoa, Arthropoda, Insecta, Diptera, Ceratopogonidae. The transcript has 3 exons. Bases 48 to 905 code for a protein of 285 amino acids.
CGUUAUACUGUUAUACCUGUAAAAAUAUCGAAUAAAAUUAAGAAAAAAUGAUUCAAGCAAUUUUGGAAAUCAUUCCCGAAAUCCGUAAAGUUCGAUGGACCGAAGUUUUCAUAAGAUUUUUUUUGUUGUACAUUUUUAUACAAAUGGAAUUUUUGACGCCCUUUCAACGCGUCAUCCAACCUGAGGAGCUCUGGCAAUACAAAUAUCCCAAAUCCGGCGAUUAUGUGUCGGCAAAAUGGCUUUUUGGCUUCAUAAUUCCGUUCCCCAUGGUGUUUUUGACGCUGAUUUAUUUGGUGAAACGCGACAAAGCGGACUUUAUGGCGGGCAAUUUGGCAUAUAGCUUGGCUGUCGGCUUAAAUGGCUUCAUUACGGAUUGCAUGAAGAUAACGGUAGGACGCCCAAGACCCGAUUUCUAUUGGAGAUGCUUCCCAAAUGACGACUACAAUGCCGCCAUGAAUUGCACAAACCCGAAUUUGAGGGAUGUUUUGCAGGGAAGGAAGAGUUUUCCAUCGGGACAUGCUUCAUUUGCUUUCCUCGCAUUUGGCUUUAUCGCAUUUUAUUUCAUGGGAAAAUUAAAAGUAUUCAACGAAGAUGGUCGUGGAUCAGGAACUCGCUUGUCUUUCUGCCUUGCACCGUUGAUGAUUGCUGUUCUCAUUGCCAUCAGUCGAACCUGUGACUAUCAUCAUCACUACACAGAUGUCUUGGUUGGCUCUUUUAUUGGCUUAGCGAUUGCUUAUCUCUGUUAUCGUCAGUAUUAUCCGUCAUUCGAGUCAAAAUUAUGCAACAUUCCGUAUCCGAGACGCUCGAAUCAGGUCGAAAAACGCAAGGAAAGCAAAGAAACCAAAAACGAGAAGAAAGUUUCGCAGCCAUCGGGAUCAGAUUCUGAAACAAAAGCGCUUUUAUAG